AAAUACGUCACCAUUUACGGUUGCCUACGAGAAGCCAUUAAAUCAAAAUCGAGCACAUAAAACGUCCAUGGCAGGACUAGAUUUGUUGGAAUAUUUUUACGCGAAAAUGUUGAGGUUAGAUUAGGCCGAAAUCGGGAAUACUGAAGGAAGGUCAUGGCCGAUCUGGAUCAAUUUUACGAACGCUUGCGUAGGCCGGGAAACGCGCAAACUGCCCUAUCUUAACAAGCGAAAUUUUCCAGCCAACUUUAUUUUAAUACUCGACUAGAUAACCUUGCUACGGGCUACGAAAAUUAUUUAAUUGAUAGGAUUGUAUUAGUCAUAAUUUGUCUUUUCUCUGUGUACAAGUUUCUGUGAUAUUUUUGACUGUUUCCAGACUACAUUAAAAAUUAUCUGCAAUGGCCUCGAGAACCCUACUCCGAAAUGUCGCCAGCACAAACCAACAUUAUUUCCAUCUCAGUCUCCACACCAAAUCCAUAUCCAACUCCAAAUAUAUUUAUUCUCAAAAAGCCAAAAUGUCUUCAUCUGAAAGUGCAACUCACGAACUAACAACACAAAUUGAAGAAGCCCGAAGAUUUAUGAUAGACUGCUUUAGAGCUGUUGGAACACCACAAGACAAUGCAGAAAUUGUAGCUGAUAAUUUAAUUGAAGCUGAUCAUAGAGGGCAUUACAGUCAUGGAAUGAACAGAUUAGAAAUGUACAUAAACGAUAUUCAAGGAGGCGAAUGCGAUCCAACCGUUAAACCCACGGUAAUCAAAGAAUCGGUGGCAACAGCGUUUUGCAACGGCAACAAUGGUUUGGGAGCUGUGGUCGGAAAAAUGUGCAUGGAUAUAGCGAUAGCGAAGGCUUCCACGGCGGGAAUUGGAAUCUCAGCUUUGGGAACCAAUCCCAUAAGUCUUGGAGCUCCAGCAAAUUGUGGAGAUAGUUUUGUUUUGGAUAUGGCUACAACAGCUGUUGCUGUCGGAAAGAUAGAAUUAGCAAAGAGAAAAGGCACGAAGUUACCAUCAGGUUGGGCCAUAAACAAUGAAGGGAACAUAGAAUCUGAUCCAGCUAUAGCUUAUGAUGCAAGAAAGUUAAUGCCCUUAGGAGGAGCAGAAGAAACUUCAGGAUAUAAAGGAUACGGCCUAGGAGCUUUGGUAGAAGUACUAUGUGGAAUAUUAGGAGGUUCUGCAUUUGGUCCUAACAUUAGAAAAUGGGGCGAACAUGGAAAACCGGCCAAUCUAGGAAACUGUUUUAUAGCCAUUAAUCCAAAUAACUUUGCUGACGGUUUUGAAGAUAGAAUGAGUAGUCUACUAAACCAUUUAAGAAGCAUGGAACCGGCGGAUCCAAGCAAACCAGUGCUUGUAGCAGGAGAUCCAGAAAUAAUUCACAUGGAAAAAGUUAAAAUUGAUGGCGGGUUAAGAUACGUCAAAAAUCAACAUGAUACCAACAGUAAGUUGGCUACAAAAUUAGGAGUUAAGCCAAUGAAAACUCUUUUUGAUAAACAAUGCGACGAUAAGAAAAAUGAUGAAGAUAAAACACCCAUAUUUAAAGUAUCGGAAGUAGAAAGAUUUGUAAGGGAUUGCUGUCUUAAGUCGGGUUGUUCCGAUGAUAAUGCCAACGAUAUGGGAAAACUGCUCAUAAUGGCCGAUAGAAUGGGUAUUAAAACACAUGGACUUAACAGAUUAGGUAGGUACCUAUUUAAAAAAAUCCUAAAUUUUCUUAACAAAAGAUUUUUAGAAAUGUAUUUAGGUGAAGUAUCAUCAGGUAUGUGCGAUGGUCAGGCAAAACCAAGUAUACUAAAAGAAACACCGGCCACAGCUUUAAUAGAUGGACACAAUGGUUUAGGGCAUAUUAUAGGAAAAUUCGCUAUGGAGGUGGCAAUAAAGAAAUGUAGAGAGGAAGGGGUCGGGAUGACAUCUUGUUUUGAUGGAAACCAUUAUGGUGUAGCCGGAGUGUAUACCUUACAAGCCAUAGAUUGUGGUUAUAUAGGUUUUAGUUUUACCAAUACAUCACCUUUGGUUGUGCCUCAUGGAGCUAAAGAGCGAGCUCUUGGUACAAACCCUUUUACAAUUGGAGGACCGGCAGGUUGUAGUGAUAGAUUUAAUGUAGACGUUUCAUCUUCUGGAGUGGCUGUUGGAAAGGUUGAAGUUAAAAAAAAAUUGGGUCAACCUGUUCCCGUAGGUUGGGCCAUAAAUCCCGAUGGAAGUCCUGCCACUGAUCCUGACAGUAUCAUAAAAGAUACCAGACUUUUAGCACUUGGAAGUCCUGAGUUCGGUCAAAAGGGUUACGGUCUGGGGGCACUAAAUGGACCGUUUAUAAAACCUUUUAAAUCAACUGAAAGAAAAAGUAAUUUGGGGUACACUUUUAUAGCUAUAAAUCCUGAUAUGUUUGCCCCGGAUUUUCAAAAAAGAUUUGAAGAUUAUUUGAAAUAUAUUAGAUGUAUGCCUCCAAUUGAUCCUAAGUUUCCUGUAAUGGUGGCAGGCGAUAUGGAAUCAAAUGCCAUGAAAGAAACAGAUUUAAGUGGUCAUUUAGAUUAUAAUCCAGCCCAAAUACAAAUUUGCCAAAACUUGGCAAAGAAAUUAGGUGUGGCACCAAUGAAACCAAGUGGCUACAAAGAUUAAUGAAUCAAUAGAGUUCCAGUAUAAAUUAAAAACAAAAAUCCCUAAAAUGACAUAACAUUUUGUCAGUUUUUAUGUCACCAUCAUCAUCAUGACC
Molecule: messenger RNA, 2694 nt
Organism: Brassicogethes aeneus
Lineage: Eukaryota; Metazoa; Arthropoda; Insecta; Coleoptera; Nitidulidae
Source: the annotation of a GenBank genome assembly